GAAGGUCGCCGGGUCGAUCGGUUUUGCCCGCCGCGCGGGUAACGAACGCGCGGAACCUCUCAGGUUCCAACCAUCGUUAGUCGCGCAGUGUUUCUCGCAGCUCCAAUAUUGAUAUCGUAGAUUCGUCCUGCAAAAUUCCAUCGAUAGAAUCGAUCGCGUUUCCGCCAUUCGGAGUGGACAACAGCGAUUUCGAUAGUCAAGAUUUUUAGCAGCAGUCAGAUACUGCUUCGAUCGAUACUGAAACAGUGGUUGGAGAGAGCGUGCACUAUGGACAAAGAUGACAUCAUAAGCGGAAGUCGAUAGCGCGUUGAAAUAAUGUAUACGAGUGAUAAAGUGAUGAUGAUUAAAAACGAUUAUUUUUCAAUUUGUUUUUGCAGAAACGGCAGACGAUCAUUACGAAUAAACGAGAUGCGCAAAACAAACUUUAACUUGAUCUCGAUAGAGAAGAUUCCUAUUUCAUUUACUCCGAAAUGAACAGUGUCUAAGAAUUAAUUACCAUUAACUUUUUUUUUACGAUUCCUCUUACGAUGAAGUUAAACUGAAGGCGGACUUUAUUUAUAUGGAUAAAUGAAGAACUGUGAAGUAUUUCAAGCGGUGCUCAAAAGCCAUCGAUUUUUGCCUGACGGAUGACGAAAGGGAUUGAGCCCACGUGAAUUAACAUCUCAAAUGUUUCGCGAAAAUAGGCAAACGGAGCAUUGUGUUGCAAUUCGGCAAACUUUCCAUUCUAGUGACCCUGUUCCGAGCAAUGGGGACAAUUCGCGAUAUUCAAAGAUCGUGCAUCCGUAAUAAGAGCAGUCCAUUUCUUCGACUCGAAAAAUAUGUAACAGUGAACUGUCAAGUGUAAGUAACGUCAAAGAAGUGACAACCAGCUGAUCGAUAACGCGGCAAGCUUCCGCGAUCGAUAUUCUCGAAGAGUCGUCCUCGUCGUCUUCGAUAGCGGUGAUGAUGUCGCCAAUGAUGAUGAAGCGAUCGGCCUAUUUGCAUCUGUAUGAUUACAAGUGCAUCGAACGCAAUGUCAGGAUCGCCGAUCGUUUCCGGUAGCGGUCGAGCGCGAUAUUCGAGGAAAAAAUUCAACGGGAUAACCAUUAACGAUCUAUUGUGAUACGUGUAAGUUCAGAGCUAAUCAAUGGCGCUUGAUAGCCCGGCGCUGCCCACGCACGAUCGUUCGACGUUUACGAGGGAGAGUCGAUUGUGACAACAUCACUAGUGUUAUAUUCGUGACAAAUGCAUCUGACGUGUGCCGGAGUAUUUGUCUGAGUGUUUCCCGCGCGCGCGUUUGAUCGGGAUAAAAGUGACGUUCGCCGUGAGUGAAACGCCGAAUAAUUUUCGCAAUGUUGCCUAAAAAGGACAGUCAGACAGAGCCGUACGUUCUGGAGGACAUGAUAUCGGAUCUUCAGGCGAGGAGGCACUCGCUGGAUCAAGAGGACGUUGUGCAGGAUCCCACCGAGUUGCUGAAACAACGCGAGAGAGACCUUGUCUUGGCCGCUGAACUCGGCAAGGCUUUGCUCGAGAGGAAUCAGGAACUAACGAAGCAAGCCGAGGCCUUAGCCGAGGAAUAUUCCACCAAAUUGGAAAGUUUGGAGCAGGAGAGGCAUCUAUUGCGAAGGAAACUCGAAGAAGCUAGAGAUGAGAGCGAAGCGAGAGCCUUGGAGCUUCAGGGCGACGUAGAGACCCUCAGGAGUCAAUUGGAGGAGCAAAAUGAGAGAGCGAGAAGAGCGGAACGCGAUCAAGCUACUCUCGUCGCGGAGUUGACAGCGCAAAACACGAGGCUGGCCGAUCAGCUGAGAGAGGCCGCGAAACAGGAAGAGCAGUUGCUCAUCGAGAUGAAGGUCCUCAGGGAAAAAUGCGCUCUCAGGAACACGACCCUGCAAGAUCACGUCAGCAGCUUAGAGAUCCUCAGGGACGAGGUACAACUGGUAUCGGCACAAAGGACAGAGCUAGAAAGGCGGUCCUUGGAACUGCGAGAGGAGAGAGCCAGAGCGAUCGCAGCUCUCGAGGAAGCCGAAGAGAGAGCCGCGGCCUUGGAGCGACUCAGCCACGAGGCGGAACACCGCGCAAGAAUGGCCGAGCAGGAAAGGGAUGAAUUAUCAUCAGCAUUAGCAGCCAUCGAGGCAGAAAGGAGGGGUCGCUCCGGUUCGAUACAGAAGCCACCUAGGUCCUUGCAGGCGGAGAUGGAGUGCGAGGAGAGUGGUAGCUCGCUGGAGGAACAGGAGGACGGAAGUUUGAAGACGGAAGUGGCGAGAGCGACGAAGCGGUUGAGGGAGUUGUGUGCUCAUCUGAGACGUGGUGAAGACGACUCGGGUCUGCAGAGCGACUGCGACGAGUCCAUGCUGGUAAUCAAUCUCAAUAAUUCCGAACCGGAAGUAAGCACCAACGAGCGAGAAGCUCAUCCUUCGCCGACAAAUUGUCCGGGCGCGUUGCUGGAGCUGGUCGAGGAAGUCUAUAAUCUCGCGCUAUCGGGCAGAGGGGCACCUGGUGAACUUGGACUAGCCGUGGAACUGCACAAAGUACGAGAGGAACUGGAGCAUUCACGGGAACAGUGCAGGAUACAAGAGGAUGAGUUGAAGCGACGCGGCGACACGAUUCUGGAACUGACGAGCAAACUAAGCGUCUGUGAAGCGGAACUACGUGGCGUCAAGGAAGAACGCGAUCGCGCCAGAGGCGACAUCGAGCACUCUGAAUUGACAAAGGACGAGAUCGUGGCGAAGGCUUACAAGGUGCGAGAUCAGGCGGUAGCCAGGCAAAACAGGGUAGAGGUGGAACUGGCCAGGACACGAAUAGACAUCCUGCAGGCGGAUAGUCAGCUGAAGGAGGCGAUCAAGCAGAAAGUCGAACUGAGUCAGCAAUUGGAACAGUGGCAGAUGGAUAUGCAGGCGCUUCUGGACGAGCAUGUGCGUAGCAAACUGACCCCGGUCUCGCAAAUUGUUGCCACGAGAAACGGCGAGAACUCGGACGUGUCGGCGCCGGCCAGAAAGAAGAGGAGCACCAGCUCGACGAAGAAGAUGUUCGGCCUGUUUUGACGAAAGUGACGUAGCGCGAUGACUUCGUUGCAUUAAACUGAAGUGAUCGCGACUGAUGUAGGCUGUACUUUUGGUUCCUGCGCAACUAUCUCGCUAUAAAAAAGAAGACAAAAUGGAAAGAAAGGAAGAGAAGAUAGUGCGAAUUUAUAUAGGUAUACCUAUUUACUCUUUUAAGGACGACUGAAUAUUGCCGCUUGACUCAAUCGUGACGAAAAGAGACAAUGUUUCAGAUUAUCUUCUGCCAUUCUUCUAAAGUCAUUUUAAAUGACUUUAGUCUCUCGCAUUUACACGCGUCACGAUAAAUAGGGCAGACAUGGAAUCUGAAUUAAUCUUUAACUAGCGAUUCUAUAAUAAGGAAGACUAAAAUUAGUGGAUCUCGAAUUAGAUACACUAGACUCAAGUGCAAACUGCGGGAUUCGUCCUGACAUGAAACGUUGACAUAUAUGGUUGCAUGACGUAUGUGACAAAUGUUAACUUUACUCACGAUAAGGUACUUACAGGGAGUUUAUUACGUCGAUGCUCACGUGUCGAAACCGAUUACAAAUUGGAUUUUAAGUGACGCGCAUUUAUCGUUGCUCGCAGAAAAAAUAACACAUGCAUAACGUCUGACUUUCCCUGAUCAAUUCCUCAACUAGGGAAAGUCACGAAUCGCGAUUCUUCUUGAAUCAUUUUGGCGCAAAAUUGUCGCGAAUGCAUUUUUCAUCUUCGUCUUGAAAUUAGUCGCGGUUUCUAUGUGUAAUUUUUUAUCAAAUGACUCGAUCGAUGUAAUUCGCCAAAGACUGUCAUUUUUAUGCAUUGAAAAAUACUAAUGACAUAAAAUUGCAUUGUGCUGCUAAUGUCGAAUCAGCAAGAUGAAAUAAUCCUAUUUUAUCAAAAAUAGGAGGUUCUCUCUUAUCAAUGUUUUAUCUUCAAGGAAUUGAAAUUUUAUAAAAUUUACUUAAAAACAUUUUUUCCUUAUAAUUUU
Nylanderia fulva is the source of this 3984-nucleotide messenger RNA. Its product is annotated as bicaudal D-related protein homolog. NCBI's taxonomy places the organism in Eukaryota, Metazoa, Arthropoda, Insecta, Hymenoptera, Formicidae. The record is from RefSeq and is a predicted model, not a curated record.